Messenger RNA from Thrips palmi, 3491 nucleotides. RefSeq names its product calcium-binding protein P-like. NCBI's taxonomy places the organism in Eukaryota, Metazoa, Arthropoda, Insecta, Thysanoptera, Thripidae. The record is from RefSeq and is a predicted model, not a curated record. Bases 92 to 1663 code for a protein of 523 amino acids. The transcript is spliced from 3 exons.
CCGCAGCAGUUCGAGUCUGGCAAGCGCGCGCACAGGACCCUCACGUCCGUCGACCCAUUUUCGCGAGUGUUGUGAUUGUGUUGUUUUGACCAUGGCGCGGUGGAGAGCCGCAGCCCUGGUGCUGGGGCUGCUGUGCGUGGCCGCGUUGACGGACGUCUUGGAGGCCAAGAGGAGCGGCGGCGGAUCCCGCAAGAGCGGUAGCAGCGGCAGCAGUGGCAGCAGCUGGAGCAGCAGCAGCCGCCGCAAGACGGGCAACAGCGGCACCAGCUACACGGCCGCGCCGUCCGCGCCCAAGCACGACAGCGGCUCCUUCAUCAAGCACGAGAGCAGCGCCCCGGUGCAGUCCUCCAACUACCCCAAGCAGCCCGCGUCCAACCCCAACUACCCCGGCGCCUCCAACCCGGGCUACCCGGGCGCUGCCACCGCGCACAACGUCGGCGGUGGCCAGAUGUCCAGCAGGCCGUCCAACGCGGGCUACCCUGGCGCGUCCAACCCCGCCUACCCCGGUGCCGCCUCGCACCCCAGCUACCCGGCCGGGGGCGCCGCGCAUCCGCCGCCCUACCAGCCCAACUACCCGCCGCCGCAGUACCACCCGCCCCCGCAGGGAGGCUACGCCGCGCCGCCCGCCUACCACCCGCCGCCAGCGUACCACCCGCCCGCCGGCGCGCCCGCCCAGCCCGCCGUGCUGCAGCCCAUCUACAUCCAGCAGAGCAGGCCCGCGUCGUCCGGCCUCGGCUCCGGCGCGUCUGCCGGCCUCGGCGCCCUGGGAGGCCUCGCCGCCGGCGCCGCCCUCGGCAGCGCCCUGUCCCGCCCCAGCUACGGCAGCCACCACGGCAGCUCGGGCACGCACAUCCACGAGACCGAGAUCCACCACCACUACCACAACGAGUCCAACCCGGCAGCCGCCGCCCCCGCAGCAGCCGCCCCUGCCCCCGCCAACGGCGCACCGCCCCCGUACGACCCCAACAACCCCUACAACUACCCUCCCGGCCAGUACCCUCCCGGCCAGUACCCUCCUCAGUAUCCUCCUGGCCAAUAUCCUCCUCCUGGUCAGUACCCACCUGGCCAGUACCCACCUGGUCAGUACCCUCCUGGUCAGUUCCCGCCCGGCCAGUACCCGUACCCCUACCCCUACCCGGUGGACGCUAACGGCACUGUGAUCAACGGCUCCGCCCCUGUGGACCCCGCCGCCUACCCUGGAGUCUACCCUGGCGCCUACCCCGGCGCUCCCGGCGCCCCUGGUGCUCCUGGUGCCCCCGGCGCUCCCGGCGCCCCGGCCCAGCCCGACGCAGCACUAGUCGCAAACUCCGACGCUGCCGCCUCUAACGCGACCCUGAACGGCACCACGGAGAUGCCCCCCGCGGCUAACACCACGGCUAACUCGACUGUCCCCUCUGAGACCCCCACGACCCCCGUGGCUCUCGGAGGCCCCACGGUCCCCACCGUGGUCCCCGGCGUGACCUUUAGUACCGCACCCCCGACGGCCGCCCCCGCCGUGACCCCGGCGUUGACUCCAGCAGGCUCCGCCGCCCAGCUGUCCUCUCGGAAUAACGCCCCGGUCGUCACCCAGUCGGGCAAGGCAUCCGCUGGCUUGGUGCUCCCCAGCUUGGUGAACCUGCUCCUGCCCCUGCUGGCCCUCGGCGUCUACAACGUCAUCUCGUGAUGAGAAAGUCAACCACCCGCCGUCGUCCUGUUGUUGCCAACUGAAUGUACAGCAUGAUGUAACCUGUCUGAAGGAAUGAAAUGGUGCUGAAUGUAAACUGUGGGAUGCGGGGAUUUUCUUUGGUUGAAACAAUGAACCUGUUGCGUAUUUUCUGUGUUUUUUUUUUUUCGGCUAGUCUAUCGCUGUUAAAUGUUUUUGGGGGCAUUUACUCAUCUGGUUUUCAGUGUGAAGGGAGCACGCAAUACGCCAUUGCGCUUGAGUUUGUUUUUUCUGGUUUGCUUCACUCUGAAAGUUUAAAAAGAUCCCACGUGAGAGGGACCCUUGCAAAUUAUGUCGAUCUGUCUAAAAAUAUAUAAAAAUUACAAAAAUAAAACCUACGAUCGGGAAGAAACUUGCCCCAUAGUUUUCGUGUUUUUCUUAUCUUUAGUGUUUGUUGAUUCCAAUUUAAGUUAUUACAAUGUUAUCUGUACGGGACGGAGCGAUGAUGCUGGUGGCCGGAGAGCCGCAGUGCUUCUUUUCCAAAGGCUGUGUGACUGUGAUGCCACAAGGCUGGCUUCCGGUUAGUUGGUGCUCUCGCCAGUGAAGCAUGCACUGCGCUGGGCUGCAUGAGCAUUGGGCUUUCUGACUUCAGAGCCCUGCGUUUCAGAAGAACAGCCAGAGUUUCAGCGCUGCGAGUUAAAUGAGGCCGUUCCAAACAAUGGAUUUGGAACGUGUUUCAUUUUAUUCGCGCUGGAAGCUCUGCCCGUUUUUAAGACGCAGGCGCCUCGAAUCAGGAAUUUCCUAACGAAAGUUCGCUGGUUGGUUUGAGCGAAAGCGUGCAUGCCAGCGUACGAUUGAGCAUCAUCAGUUGUGAUGCAAGAGGCGUUAACAAUGUUUCCAGUGUAGAGUUAAGAGCGUCUCAGGUAGUGGUUAUUUUUGUACAAAGUGUAUUUAUUUUCAUCCUCUUUCCUCCAUUGUGCUGUACAGUUUUGGAGGGAGGUGUUGUCUUCUGUUGAUAUUUGGUCCUGACUUCUGUCUUGGCUUUGGCAUCGAAGACGCCCAAUAAUGUGCAAUGGAUAUCCUUAAUUAAAUGGGCCAAUCGUCCACUCGGACGUUUGAUGGCCUGGUUGGGAACUAGUCGAUGCUCACUGGCACUUUGCAUUUUGUCAUGCGUGGGUUUGAUUAGUUGUAGUCCGGAUCUUCUAGGAGUACGUGUUUGUGAUAUGGAUAAUUCGCGAAUACCCAGUGACGUGUGGUUCAUAAUUGUCAUAUGUGCGAAAAUGUCUUCGUUUCGACGUAUGUUUCUUGAGUAUAUUUGUUGCACUCGAUUUUAAAGAAUAUUCCAGCUGCUUCUUCUUGUUUGAUCCUUUGCACAAAAUUUAAUCAUAACUCAAUUUUUAUGUAUUUUUUUUUUUUUGAAAAAAAAUUUGCUCUGAUUUACUAUUAUACUUAUACUUUGGUAUAAUGUAGUAUACUAGUUGUUUACUUUUAGUGCAACUAUUUUAUUCGUUAUUCUGUGAUUUUUAAGUACUUGUAAUUUUUUCUCGGUUCCACCUGAUGCAUUUUAUUGCAUCCUUUUUCUCAUACCAGGAUAGUUUGCCUGUCCUUUUGCCAUUUUAUUGGUUCUAGAAAUGAAGUAGAUACAGAAAAAGCGGUAGCCUUGCCUUAAACGAAGGGUAUUGUUGAUUUUGACUGAUUAUUAUACUCUCUUCUUAUAGACUCGUACUUUGUCAGUGUCUCUUUCUCCUCAAAGUGUGUUUUGUCUUUAUAUUUUACUACUUCGGACCAUGCUUGGACCUUCCUCUGUUUCUCAUACUUUACCUCUUAAUAAAAGAGACAAACGACAACA